Molecule: messenger RNA, 2496 nt
Organism: Eremothecium sinecaudum
Lineage: Eukaryota; Fungi; Ascomycota; Saccharomycetes; Saccharomycetales; Saccharomycetaceae
Gene: BRO1
Product: Bro1p
Exons: 1
Coding region: 1-2496 (831 amino acids)
Biological process (GO): protein transport to vacuole involved in ubiquitin-dependent protein catabolic process via the multivesicular body sorting pathway
Cellular component (GO): endosome
Molecular function (GO): protein binding
Source: RefSeq, a predicted model, not a curated record
AUGAAAACUGUUCUAUUAUCCCUUAAAGUAAAAGAUACUGAGCCGUUCAUAUGGUCUAAAGUGUUGUCAUCUUAUCUAAAACGGAGUUAUGGUCCCCAAUGGACACAAUUUUAUAAUGCACCAAAAAAUAAAGAGCUAGAUAAUCUACGGAUUAAUGCAAAUUCAGAUCUGGCAGGUGAGGCUAUGUUGGAGCAGAAUCUUAAGUACUAUGCAUAUUUGGAACAGAUGUAUCUUCGGAUUCGUAAGCAACCUAGUCAUUUGAAGCUAGAAUUUACAUGGUAUGAUGUUGAGUAUGAGUAUAAUGGGACACAGAAAUAUACACAGCAGACGUUGGUAUUUGAGAAAUCUAGUAUUCUAUUUAAUAUUGGUGUUAUUUUUGCCCGACUUGCGAAGGAAAAGAUGUAUUCGGACGACAAGGAAAGUAUUCAGCUAUUGACGAAGGCGGCAUCCUGUUUCACGUAUAUGAGUGAAACAUUUUUAAAUUCUCCUUCAGUCGAUCUUCAGGCAGGUACUACGAAGUUUUUGGGCACUUUGCUACAUGCUGAAGCACAGGAAUUGUUUUUACUACGGCUAAUCAAUGGUGAAAAUCCAUCUAAGCGUGCAUCACUAAUCAGCAAAUUGGCGUAUACAUGCUCCCAACUAUAUGAGAGUUGCACUAAUUUCUAUGUAGACAUUUCUAAGGACGAUCCUUACGCAGUGCUUUACGGUGGUAUAGGCUGGGAUACGACUGUAGCAUUUAAGUUUUCACUUUACGAAGCGCUUGCAGCUUAUAAUUAUGCACUUGCUGCAGAGCAAACAGGUAAAAUUGGUGUCGCAUUGGCAUUUAUGAAGAAAGCGUCCGUCUCUAUUUGGAAUGCUUCGUAUUCUAAAAUGGCUGGCAAUGAAGAAAUAAACUUUGAAGGUAUUAAAUUUACAAUUGAAGACAAACUUAAAUCCCUUCAGAAAGAUAAUGACUACAUAUAUCAUGAGGUUGUACCUGCUGAUGUUAAUUUAGAUGUAAUUAAGCCUAUGGAUGCUAUCAAGCUAGUGCCUUUCCAUCAAAUAUUGAAACCAUAUAUGGAUGCCACUUCCGACGCCUCAAAUGAAAUCUUCAAGGGUAUAGUCCCAGUCGAAAUAUAUGAGAAGGAAAGCAUUUACUCUGAAAAGAAGUCGGACUUACUCAGGAAAGAAAUGGAGGACCUAGAGGCAGCAGAAUGGGAAUAUAGGUCAUUCAUAGAAUUCACAAAUUUACCAAAACUAAUUACAGAUUUAAAAAUGAGGUUGGCGAACCGCAGCUUGAGUGAAGAUCCACAGGUAACAAUGAUGAAACAGCAAAUACAAGAUUGGUCAACAACAGUCCGAAGUAGUAAACUAAGUGAUAUUUCGAAACAAAAUAAAAUAAUCUUGCAGAAACGAAAUGAUAUUAUAAAACUGUUGUCUCAAGCUUCCCCCGCUAAUAUGGAUGAUGUGGUAAAGAUAAAAUCAUCGCUGGUGCAGGCUUCGAAGGCAGAUGAAAAGCUGUUUUUGCCUGUAAAGUCAUGUAUCGAAGAAAUCAAAUUACUACAGAAUCCAUCUUUAUUAUGGAGUAAUUUUAAUAGUUUUGGGGUUCAAGAACAACCAAAUCUACUUGAUAUAGAUGAUUCCAAAAACGACCAAAUCAAAGAAAGACUUAAACAAAUCUCUGAGCAUUACGAAAACUUCAGUCUUUUAAGAGAGGAAAGGAGCAGAAGUCUGGAAGAACUAAAGGAGUGGAUGAAGCAAGAUGAUAUAACGAAGAUUUUAAUUCUUAACCAUGAUAAGAGCGACUCAGAGAUGGAAGAACUGUUCAAGAACGAAUUAGAGAAGUUUAACCCAUUUAUUAAUCGGAUUAAAGCUACUAUUUUCAAACAGAAGAAUAUCAUAAAUGACAUAAAGGUCGGAUUGGAUACAAUUUUUAAGCUAACUGAUAUACAGAAUAAGCCAUCGGGAGAGAGGAUAAAGGAAGAGCAAAGAAAUGAAUUCUAUGAAAGACUGCAGAAGGCAAUUGUAGCAUUUGCAGUAUUUCAGAGAGAUUUGCCAAAAGGUCUGUGUUUUUACGAUCAGCUAUAUGAAAUGUCGAGCAAAUUGGUACAGUCUGGUACCAAUGUAGCUGGUGAACAACAAUCUACUCAACCUGCUACCGAUUUUGUUACCUCUGUAGAAAACAAUAUGCACAAUUUGACUUUGUCAGAAAGUAAACAGUUGGACUUGGGACCAACACCUGCCAUUCCAGAGUUGCCAGGUGCACUUUUAAAUUCAGCUCCAUUGCCACCUCCAAAAAUCCCGGAGAGACCUCAAUUCAUGUCUAAUACAAAUCCUAAUCCUAAUAAUAUGAAUGACGACACAACUAACAAUGGGCUAGAGACUGAUGGUGCUCCUAAACCUAUUUUACCGGAAAAAUUGCCUCCACAUUUUACAGAUAAUCCGGAUAACCCUACUGCGUUUUAUAAUGCACCUUCUGUUUUCAGUGAAAAUAUGUAUUCGAAGUUCAGUAAAUAG